Molecule: messenger RNA, 4189 nt
Organism: Archocentrus centrarchus (flier cichlid)
Lineage: Eukaryota; Metazoa; Chordata; Actinopteri; Cichliformes; Cichlidae
Gene: nek6
Product: NIMA-related kinase 6
Exons: 10
Coding region: 98-1135 (345 amino acids)
Biological process (GO): peptidyl-serine phosphorylation; positive regulation of canonical NF-kappaB signal transduction; regulation of mitotic metaphase/anaphase transition
Cellular component (GO): cytosol
Molecular function (GO): ATP binding; protein serine/threonine kinase activity
Source: RefSeq, a predicted model, not a curated record
CGUAAACCUCCUGUUAUUCAGAGUUAUCAGCAAGCUCCACCAAACAGUCUGUUCGAGAGAGAGAGAGACAGACAGACUCGGGGGAGGGGGUCUGUUAAUGAGUUGUUGCACAACAACACGAACGAAUACAAGUUGUAGAAAGCUGAAGGUUUUCAUGCAGCACGACGGUAUUGACUCCUCUUCAGAGGUGGGUAAGUGUGAUGCCAAUAUGGAGGCACAGAACAACCAGCCCACCUUAGACAAGCACAACAAUCUCUGCAAGAUACCGAGUCAGGAAGAUCAGAAAAAUGUGCAAAGCUGUAAGUACUGCUGCACGAUGGCAAACUUCCGCAUUGAGAAGAAAAUCGGUCGGGGUCAGUUCAGUGAGGUCUAUAAAGCGACAUAUCUGCUUGAUGGACAGCUGGUGGCACUCAAGAAAGUCCAGAUCUUUGAGAUGAUGGAUGCUAAGGCUCGUCAGGACUGCAUCAAAGAGAUUGAUUUACUGAAGCAGCUGAAUCACCCCAAUGUAAUCAAGUACCUUGACUCCUUUAUUGAAGACAGUGAGCUCAACAUUGUUCUGGAGCUGGCGGAUGCUGGAGAUUUGUCCCAGAUGAUAAAGUACUUCAAGAAGAAGCAGCGACUUAUCCCAGAGAGAACAAUUUGGAAAUACUUUGUGCAGCUGUGCAGCGCCCUGGAGCACAUGCAUUCACGCAGAGUAAUGCACCGUGAUAUCAAGCCAGCCAACGUGUUCAUAACAGCGACAGGGGAGGUAAAGCUGGGAGACCUGGGAUUAGGGCGCUUCUUCAGCUCCAAGACCACUGUAGCACAUUCUUUAGUGGGGACACCUUACUACAUGUCACCGGAGAGGAUCCAUGAGAAUGGAUACAAUUUUAAGUCAGAUAUCUGGUCCCUGGGGUGUCUUUUGUAUGAGAUGGCUGCACUGCAGAGUCCAUUUUAUGGGGACAAGAUGAACCUUUUUUCCCUCUGCCUUAAGAUAGAGCAGUGUGAUUACCCCCCUCUUCCACCAGACCAUUACUCUGAGAAGCUGCGGGACCUGGUCAGCACAUGCAUCAACCCAGACCCGGACCAGAGGCCUGACAUUUUCUUUGUGCUGCAGUUUGCAAAACAGAUGCACAUGUGGACUUCCAGCACCUGAGUGACACUUCUGCUCCAAGCUCUCCUCUCUGCUCAAUCUGAGGCUUUCCGUCCACUAGAUGUAAGCUGUGCCUGUCCUUGCACACAUGUUUACGCCUUACCCUCAUCUCAGCAAGCAGAAACUUUGGAAAGACUGUGACAUUUCUUUUAAGUCAUGGAAUAUGUGAAGAGGUACAUGAGUAGUGCAACACUCAUGGAAAAUGAGUGAAACUAUACUUGUUCAUGUGGGAGCAAGUGUGUGUGUGUGUUUUUAGCUGAGGACAUAGCUGUAAUAGCUGUGUCUUUCUGUGAUGACAGAUUCCUCAAAGUUUGAUUUUCAAAACUCCACCAUGUUCAUACUAUAUUUUUCAGGUAAAGUGUAGUAGGGCUGGGCAGUUUGGACAUUUGUCAUCUUUCUUCUAUCAUUGUGAUCAUAUUAUGCAUGUUUUUAUAUAUAUUGUAAAGUACCUCAGUGGUCAAAAUGGACACUUAAUAAAUGCCUAUUAGCAGAUUUCUCAGAAAAAAAUGUUAGUCCACUGUGAUCGAGAUUGGCUGUGAAGCAUUUAAUUUUAGCAGAUGAAAUGUCUUUGUGUGUUAAAGACUGAUGGACUGCAAUUGGAUGCAGAUGAACUUUUAAAAUAAUCACUAAAUUUUCACAUUAUCUCCAACAGUUAGUUUGUAGAGCUCCUUUGUAUAAGUCUGAUUUCCCCUGAUGCUUAAAGUGAAAUAAAAUCAUAAAAUAAAAAAUAUACAAACAAGGGCACAAUAAAAUGAAUAAGGAAACAGCUGGGAAGGAGAGGUGGACUGAAUGACACUAACAAGGCGGGAAGCAAAACUGUAAACACAGGAGACUGUCAAAAUAAAACAGCAAGAGACCAUACACUAUACAAAUGUACACUUGGCAUAACACAGGGAAUACAUCUGAGUACAGAGCACACAAGAGACAAGGGAUGAUGACAGAGGGACACAGAGAUGCGGGAAAGACAAGAAGAACAAAGGAAAACAGGAAUGAAAUACAAUAACUAGAACUAAUAGCAGAAUUCAGAAAACUGAAUUCCCACAAAGCACAAACCCCUUUGGGGUUGCAUCCAGUGUAGAAAUUUGCCAAAACAAAUACAUGGAAUUAACUGUUGUGGUAACACCCUCUGAAUAAGGAAGCAGUCUAAAAAAGGUUCCCCCUAUUGUUUGUGUAUCUGUUUUUUCUCUUUCAGGUGUUGUAUAGGGGUGGCUGUAGCUCAGGAGGUAAAGCAGGUCACCUACUAAUUGGAAGAUUGGCGGCUUCAUGCCAAAGUAUCCUUGGGGAAGAUACUGAACCCCAAGUAGCUCUCCGAUGCAAGCGUUGGAGUGUGAAUGUGUGUGAAUGGUAGAUAGUAAGCACUUCGCUACACAUGUUAGUGCUUGAGUGAAUGGGUGAUUGCAAAUGUGUUGUAUAAGCGCUCAGAGCAGAAAAGCCCUAUAUAAGAAUUAGUCCAUUGUCUCUUGACUGUGCUUUGUUACAAAUGCAACAGUUAUGUUUUGAUCCUUUUUAUCUUUUCUCCCAUUUUUUUCUGUCCUUUUUUUCCCCCUUCUUUCUUCUCUUUUCUUCUGCCUGUCAGUUAUGGCAUUUUUAGACAAUACAUAUAUAAAAAUAUAAUAAUAAUAAUAAAGAAAUUGGCUAACAAGAGGAGCAUUUAUAGAGAUCCUCUUGGAAAAUGUGUUUGACACAAAAGUGCAUUCAGACCAUCAUUCUUGCCAAAGCUUGUGAACAGGACAGGUUUAAAAAAGAAAAGAAAUGCUGCUGCUUUUGAUUUGGAACACUCCUUCUAUUCUGCCAUGUAAGCAUUUAAUUGCCAUCUAAUUGGGUCAAAUUUGAAAGGGCACUUAAUGCAAAUAACUGUCCAAUGAUAUGCAUGGUUUUGAAAACAGAGUUUUGAAUUUCUUGGAUCAAGCCAAGCCCAAAGAACCAUAUGAAGUCAAAAGUGGCCAUUUUUCAAAUUGUGUUGUGUCCACCUAAUAAAUCUGACAUUGCUAGCCUUUCAUCUGUGCUUUGGUCACCACAGGUUUCUGAAAGAAACCUAUGUAGCUGUUUGAAUGUUCCACUGUAUUCACAAGUUGGUCCCUUCUUUCUACUUUAGCUGAGCAUUCAAAGCGCUUUAAACAACACUUGCAUUUACCCAUUUACAUAAGCACUUCCUUCUACAGCUAAGUGCUUACAAUCUAACGUUCACACUCUGACGGUUGCAUCAGAGAGCAACUCUGCAUUCAUUAUCUUGCCCAAGGAUACUUUGGCAUGCAGACUCGAGCAGCCAGGAAUCAAACCCCCAACCUUCCGGUUAGCAGAUGACCUGUUCUAACUCCUGAGCCACAGCCAUUCUGUGAAUAGAAUGGCACUCUAUUCUGUUCACAGAUGAGAACAGAUUCACACUGAGCACAUGACAGGUGUCAAGAAGUCUGGAGAUGCCAUAGCAAAUAUUAUAAGGCCUGCAACAUCAUCUGAAGGGCACCAGUGGCAGACAUGCAAGUUCUGGUAUUCUCUGGCAAAUGGAUUUUUAAUUAAGAUUAAGAAGGAAAGGAAAAAUUCUUUCAUCAAAUCAAAGGAGAACCGUGUGCACACACACAGAAAAUUAAGCUAGAAUUUGUACUAUCAAGGUGAGUGUUCCAGUGAUGUUGCAUACAUUCACAGGUUUGUUUAUUGUAUCAGAAUUCAUUUAUGGUCUUGUUCUAAUUUAUAACUAUAGACCACUCACUGUGAAACUGUAAAUACCAUAAACAUUAUAUGCUGUGAAAGUCAUUUUGAUCAAUAGUACCAAAAGAAAAUCAAUUUUAAAAGAUGCCAUGUAAGGAGCAGAUGAAAUGUACAGUGUCUUGCCACUCAAAAUCAUUUCAUUCACUUUUAAUCAAUAUUUUUUAAAUACAUGUAUUAGAUAAACUGCUACUGCUCAGCUUGUUUGAAUAACAUCUUGUUGAAUUCUCUGCAAAGCAUUUGUGCCAUUAUGUUUAUGUUGACACUGCUUUUCUGUGCAAUGAGACAUUAAUUUCAGUUCAGUGAUUUUUAUUUUCCCUUUGCAGUAAAGUAAAAAUGAUAAAAAAUUAUAAA